GACCUGGGGACAGAAGAUGCUUUUGUGGAGGUGCAGGAUGGUCAGGUACAAUGCUUUCCGUAUGAGCAUGCCCCGAUCUUCAAGCAAGAGCUCAUCCAUGUAUUCGGUGCUGAAGUAUUUGUUGACCUGAGCCCAGAGCCUCUCGGUUAA
Molecule: messenger RNA, 150 nt
Organism: Durusdinium trenchii
Lineage: Eukaryota; Dinophyceae; Suessiales; Symbiodiniaceae
Source: the annotation of a GenBank genome assembly